Molecule: messenger RNA, 1521 nt
Organism: Nerophis ophidion (straightnose pipefish)
Lineage: Eukaryota; Metazoa; Chordata; Actinopteri; Syngnathiformes; Syngnathidae
Product: gastrula zinc finger protein XlCGF8.2DB-like
Exons: 2
Coding region: 225-1346 (373 amino acids)
Biological process (GO): regulation of transcription by RNA polymerase II
Cellular component (GO): nucleus
Molecular function (GO): RNA polymerase II cis-regulatory region sequence-specific DNA binding; DNA-binding transcription factor activity, RNA polymerase II-specific
Source: RefSeq, a predicted model, not a curated record
UAUACGUCUACAUCUGUUUGUUUCAUCUUUUGGUUGGAAUUUAGGAAUAAUAGAUGUGUAAACUGUAAAUAUUAUUUUGUUGUUUUUUUGUUUUUUUUCUUUUUCACAUGGUGACUUGACUUCUUUCCUUUCAGUGUUUGUUGCGAGGAGGACUUUAUAGCGAUGCACACCGGAAACAAAACGUGGAGAAACGGUUGUCUUGUGAAGCUGACCUUGAGCAGGCAAUGGUUGGUCAUCAAAAAGAACGUCUUUCUCAGCCGCAUGGGGAGAGCUCCACUUGGCGGCAGGAGGAUCUACAGCCCCCUCAUCUUAAAAAGGAAGAGGAGGAACUUGUGGUCACCCAAGGGAGAGAGCGUCUUCCGGGACUGGAAGAAACUGUUCUGACUGUUGUCUCUGUGAAGACGGAAGACGACGAGGACGAACCACAAGACGACAACCUCUCAGCUCCACUAUCAUGUAGUGAUGACAUGUCGUCACACUCUCCUGACGAUGAAGACUGGGACCAUCCCCAAGAUACAGACUGUGAAGGUGAUCUUAGGACUCAAACUGACAACAAACACCCUGAAUGUUCUGAAAAGAAAACAGGCAAAGAAUGUUUGCUCUGUUCAGUUUGUGGCGAAAGAUUUUCCCAGGAGGACAAGUUCACUAAACACACGAGAACACACAGAGAAAAACGCUUCCGUUGUUCCGAUUGCGGUUUAGGGUUCUUUCGAAAGUCCCAUAUGGUCUCACACAUGAGAACACACACAGGAGAAAAGCCUUUUAGUUGCUCAGUUUGUGGCGAAAGUUUCACUCGAAAGGUAUCGUUGAAUACACACAUGAGGUUGCACACUGGAGAAAAACCUUUCAGUUGUUCGGUUUGCAGUGAAAAAUUCCCCCGAAAGGUAUCGUUGAUAUCACACAUGAGAGCACACGUUGGAGAAAAACCUUUCAGUUGCUUGGUUUGCUGUGAGAAAUUCACUCGAAACGAAUCGUUGGUAUCGCACAUGAGAACACACACUGGAGAAAAACCUUUUAGUUGCUCGGUUUGCAGGCAGACAUUUGCACAGAGGUCCACUUUGAACUCACACAUUAGAACACACACAGGAGAAAAGCCUUUCAGUUGUUCGAUCUGCGAUAAAAGAUUCUCUCAAAAGACCAAUAUGCUAUCGCACAUGAGAACACACACAAGAGAAAAAUGCUUCAGUUGCUCAAUAUGUGGUAAAAGUUUUGUGAGAGAGGUAUCGCUGAUUGCACAUGAAACGGCACACACAGGAGAAAAAGUGUUUGAUUGUUCAGUUUGUGGUAAAAUUUAUUCGUACAAGAAAACACUGACAGCGCACAUGCGGACACACAACAGCGAAUAAAUAUUUUACUGUCUUGUUUGCGCUGAACGAUUGUCAAAUCCUAAAAGUGCAAGCGAUGAUCUGCUGUUUAUCUUCUAACAUGAGGAGGAGCUUAUUCACAUGAAGUAAUGCUUUUGUGGUGUAAUAAAGAAUGUGUCCAUCAGCAAAUGUUAACAAUAAAAUUGAAUCAUUCAUA